Messenger RNA from Eruca vesicaria subsp. sativa (arugula), 675 nucleotides. The record is from the annotation of a GenBank genome assembly. NCBI's taxonomy places the organism in Eukaryota, Viridiplantae, Streptophyta, Magnoliopsida, Brassicales, Brassicaceae.
AUGUAUUUCAUUGCCUCUGAGGGUUUGAAGUACAGAGUUUUUGAGGUUUCUCUUGCUGAGCUUCAAGGAGAUGAGGACCAAUCUUACAGGAAGAUCCAUCUCAGAGCUGAAGAUGUCCAGGGAAGGAGUGUCUUGACCCAGUUCUGGGGUAUGGACUUCACCACGGACAAGCUAAGGUCAUUGGUGAAGAAGUGGCAGACAUUGAUUGAAGCCCAUGUCGAUGUGAAAACCACUGACAGUUACAACUUGUGGUUGUUUUGCAUUGCUUUCACCAAGAGGCGUGCUAACCAGGUCAAGUGUACUUGUUAUGCUCAAUCCAGUCAGAUCCGCCGGAACCACAGAAAGAUGAGUGAGAUUAUGGUGAAGGAGGCUUCAUCUUGUGACCUUAAGGAGCUUGUGGCCAAGUUCAUCCAUGAGUCCAUUGGUAGUAAUAUUGAGAAGGUCACACAAGGCAUCUACCCAUUACAAAAUGUUUUCAUCCGUAAAGUCAAGAUCCUUAAGGCUCCCAAAUUUGACCUUGGAAAGCUAAUGGAGGUAAGAACUGAUAUCACAUUUAUUUAUGUCUUAGUCUUGAUUAUGAAGACGUUGAAUCUAACUUUUUUGUUCUCGCUUUUCUUGUUGGGUGCAUGGAGACUACACAGAGAGGAUGUUGGUGUGAAGGUAGACAGACCAUAA